This is a messenger RNA of Bombina bombina (fire-bellied toad), 3025 nucleotides long. Its product is annotated as gastrula zinc finger protein XlCGF26.1-like. The record is from RefSeq and is a predicted model, not a curated record. Bases 251 to 1822 code for a protein of 523 amino acids. The transcript has 5 exons. NCBI's taxonomy places the organism in Eukaryota, Metazoa, Chordata, Amphibia, Anura, Bombinatoridae.
AACAGGUCACAGAGAUGAAAAUCUAGACACAGGAGCACAUAGAGAACUUGUACAGAAUAUUCAGCCAGUGGAGACCCCAUCAGACGUCUCUGCAGAUCUAACAGGUCACAGUGAUGAAAAUCUAUACACAGGAGCACAAGGAGACCUACAGAAUAUUCAGCCAUCAGAUGUAUCUGCAAAUGACAUUAAUACUGACGUAGAUGUUAAAGCAGAAGAUCUGAGUGUAACGUGUCAGCUGGCAAUUAAGGAAAUGUGUGACAGUGACAAUGAAGGUAAAAACGAUGCUAAGAUUUCAUGUAACAAGGGACAAACAAAAGAUCAGUGGCUAAGAAAUGUCCAACCAUCAGAGCAGGAAAUGUGUGCCAAUAUAAGUACAGGUGAAUUUACAAACUGCAAUAAUCCUAGUCAUGAUCAGAGUCCAAAUGCUUCUUUAAAUCUUCAAAAUCAAAGAAGCCACAUGGGAAAUUUAUGUACUGAAUGUGGGAAAUGUUUUCUUAAGAAAUCACAUCUUCUUAAACAUCUAAAAAUUCAUACAGGAAAAAAGCAAUUUUCCUGUCCUAUAUGUGGGAAAUGUUUUAACUGUAAAAACAUUCUUGUUGCUCAUCAGAAAAUUCAUACAGGGGAGAAAGGAUUUUCAUGUUCUGACUGUGGAAAAUGUUUUACUCGGAAAUCAACUCUUCUUAUGCAUCAACAAAUUCAUACAGGGAAGAAAGCAUUUUCAUGUUCUGACUGUGGAAAAUGUUUUACUCGGAAAUCAACUCUUCUUAUGCAUCAACAAAUUCAUACAGGGAAGAAAGCAUUUUCAUGUUCUGACUGUGGAAAAUGUUUUACUCGGAAAUCAACUCUUCUUAUGCAUCAACUAAUUCAUACAGGGGAGAAAGCAUUUUCAUGUUCUGACUGUGGAAAAUGUUUUAUCCUGAAAUCGCAUCUUAUUAGGCAUCAGAAAAUUCAUACAGGGGAGAAAGCAUUUUCAUGUUCUGACUGUGGGAAAUGUUUUACUCAGAAAUCACAUCUCAUUACACAUCAGAACAUUCAUACAGGGGUGAAAGGAUUUUCAUGUUCUGACUGUGGAAAAUAUUUUACUCUGAAAUCACAUCUUAGUAGGCAUCAGAAAAUUCAUACAGGGGAGAAAGCAUUUUCAUGUUCUGACUGUGGGAAAUGUUUUACUCAGAAAUCAAAUCUCAUUACACAUCAGAAAAUUCAUACAGGGGUGAAAGGAUUUUCAUGUUCUGACUGUGGAAAAUGUUUUACUCGGAAAUCAACUCUUCUUAUGCAUCAACAAAUUCAUACAGGGAAGAAAGCAUUUUCAUGUUCUGACUGUGGGAAAUGUUUUACUGUGAAAUCAGCUCUUAUUAUGCAUCAGAAAACUCAUACAGGGGAGAAAGCAUUUUCAUGUUGUGACUGUGGGAAAUGUUUUACUCUGAAACAAACUCUUAUUAGGCAUCAAACAAUUCAUACAGGGGAGAAAGCAUUUUCAUGUUCUGACUGUGGGAAAUGUUUUACUCUGAAAUCACAUCUUAUUAGGCAUCAGAAAAUUCAUACAGGGGAGAACGCAUUUUCAUGUUCUGACUGUGGGAAAUGUUUUACUCUGAAAUCACAUCUUCUUAGCCAUCAGAAAACGCAUACAGGAGAAAAAGCAUUUUUGUGUUCUGACUGUGGAAAAUGUUUUACUCGGAAAUCAACUCUUCUUAUUCAUCAAAAAAUUCAUACUGGGGAAAAAGGAUUUACAUGUUCUAAAUGUGGAAAAUGUUUUAUCCUGAAAUCACAUCUUAUUAGGCAUCAGAAAACUCAUAUUAAAAGAAAUCAGAGUUUAACCUUCUAACUGAAGAGGAAUAAUAUGGUAGUUGUCACCCACACAAUACCAAGUGCUGAUGACUGCAUGUGACCCCCUGGGGCCUGCAGUUUUGGAGCUGUUUGAGGUCCCUUCUGCAAGCAUUUAUGAGGUGACCCCAGGGAUGAUUUGAUUUAAAAAUUAUGAUUUAAAUCACUAGUCUGUAAGACCAAUUUAGAUCAUGGUUUUCAUGUUUAGAAUGUUUUCAGAUUAUUUGUUUAUAGUUAUACCAGGCUAUUACUAAAUUGGUUAUAUAUCAUUAGAUAUGCAUAGAUAGAUCAUUGAAAUGAAUGAAAUUAGUUGGAGGUGAAUUAUCUCCAGUUUAAUUGGUUAAUCAUUCACAUUUUAUCAACUUUUCACCUGUACUUUAUUGGAAGUAGGAAAAUUAUUACAUUAAUAACAAUAUAAAUAGUUUUAUUUUACUAAAACAAUAACAUUAUUUUUCAUUUUUAAUGCUUGGCCCUCCCUCCUCACACUUAGGUCCUUGUGCAGAUCUAUUCCACUCCAAACAAUCUUCUAUUCAGUGAGCUUCUUGAAACUUAAUAUGGGUUAAUUAUGUGUAUAUAGAUUUGCAGGGGAGCAAUGGCAUUAAAGGAAAGUGAAGUCAAAAUUAAAGUUUCAUGAUUCAGAAAGAACAUGAAUUUUUAACAAUUUUCCAAUUGACUUCUCUUAUCUAAUUUGCUUUGUUCCUUAGGUAUCCAUUGUUAAAAAGCCUGCAUAGGUAGGCUCACUAAAAUGCAGUGCACUACUGUGAGCUAGCUGCUUGUCACAGUCUCACCCAUUGUAUUCAGAUAGUCCCCAGUAGAGCAUUGCUCUCCUUCAACAAAAGAUUCCAAGAGAAUGAAGCAAAUAUCAUAAUAUAAGUAAAUCUAAAAAUGUUAUGUUCUAUCUAAAACCCAAAAGUUAUCUUUCAUGAUUAUGUCCCUUUAAGGUCUAUUUAUCAACUCUGUAUGUUUAUUUUUUUAGAACAUUUUGCUGUGCAUGUUAUUUCUGCAGACACAAGUUCCCAGGACGAGAACUACAGAAUGAAUCAUGUGAUAAUAUCAUUAAGAUUAAAAAAUUCUCCAAAAUAAUCUGACAGAAACCUUUUGGAGAGCAUGAUAUUGUGAAUAGAUUAAUGGAAUUAAUUAAUAAAAACAUUACAGUAAUGAAUAAACAGCAUCUUGCUAUAUAAUUAAAAACUAAUCUAUAUUU